Messenger RNA from Malania oleifera, 885 nucleotides. RefSeq lists its product as uncharacterized. The record is from RefSeq and is a predicted model, not a curated record. Bases 1 to 885 code for a protein of 294 amino acids. NCBI's taxonomy places the organism in Eukaryota, Viridiplantae, Streptophyta, Magnoliopsida, Santalales, Ximeniaceae. The transcript has 4 exons.
AUGGCGCAGCCAAACCUUAUUCGUAUUGACCCUUUUUCUGAUGAUGAAAAUGGUGGUGAUGGUGAUGCAAAUGAUGGUGAUGAUGAUGCUCCUCUUGCGUUGGAUGAUACAAAUGCCUUCUUGAAUGGGGAUUUGAAGGAGGAAGUUUACAUGGUACCUCCACCUGGUGUCUCUUAUAACCCAGGUGAGCGUACUUCUACUAGGUGUAUCAUUCUUUCUUUGUAUGUUGAUGAUAUGAUUAUUACGAGUGAUGAUGUUGAUGGUAUUAUGGACUUGAAUAAGAUGUUGGCUCAAGAGUUUAACAUGAAGGAUUUGAGGCCACUCCACUACUUCUUGGGAAUUGAAGUAGCCUACUCCCCUAAAGGUUACUUGCUCUCCCAAUUGAAGUAUGUUGCAGAUAUUCUUGACCGCGCUUACCUCACUAAUAGUCAGAGUAUUGAUACUCCUCUUGAGGUUAAUGCCUGCUACACUCCCAUUGAUGGUAUUCCCAUACUAGAUCCCACCUUGUAUUGUACUAUUGUUGGUAGUUUGGUCUAUUUGACUAUUACUCACCCAGAUAUUGUGUAUGUUGUCCACAUCAUGAGUCAGUUUGUUGCUUCAUCUACAUCUGUGCAUUGCUUUGUGCCUACUCUAAUGCGGAUUGGGCUACUAAUCCUACUGAUCGAAAAUCCACUUCCGAAAUUUUGCAUAUUUUUAGGCGACUCCCUUAUUUCUUGGAAAAGCAAGAAGCAGGCAGUUGUUUCACACUCUUCUACCCAGGUUGAAUAUCGUGUGAUGGCAUCUACCACGAUUGAGAUUGUGUGGUUACGUUGGUUCUUGGCUGAUAUGAGUGUUAUAUUUUAUGCUCCUACUCCUUUACAUUGUGAUAAUAGGAGUGCUAUCUAG